AUGUCGCCGAAGGAGAGCGUGUGCUCCCGCUCCUAUUUCCUGGUUGUCAUGGUGUUUGUUCACGUUUACAUCGUCAAUGUGAUCGCGCUGCUGCUCUACGUUUACUACACCGGGGAGGGGGACACCGGCACCGCGGCGGGACCGGCCUCUGCCCCGCCUCACAGAGCGACCCCCGCCGCCGCCACCGCCACUACCACCACCGGCACUGCACCGGCACCGCCCUCACCCUCACUCCCCAAACACCACAACCUCUCCCCGCUUGGCCGCCUGCAGCGACUCGAGGGCAUCAAGGUUGGCCAUGUACAAAGGUUGGACCUAUUACCUAACAAGGUACAUUACAUGAAAACACUGAGCAUGAAGCCACUUCUGUUUGAGGUUCCCAGUUUCCUUUCGGAGGAGGAGUGCAAGCUGAUUAUCCACCUGGCAAAGCUGAAAGGUCUCCAGGAGAGCCAGAUUAUGCCCUCCGACCUCCAGCAUGAGGCAAUCGAUGAGAUGGAUAUCAGCAAGGAGGAGAUCUUCAAUCUGCUAGACUACAAUCAAGAUGGCCAGCUGCAGAUGAAAGAGGUUCUAACACUUUUGCGCUUUGGGGAUAGCACAUGGAUUACACCAGAGACCGUCCAGGAGAUCUACACAGGACUCAAAGCUGACCCAGAUGGAAAUGGUUUACUGAGUCUGGAAGAGUUUAAGCAACUUAACACCAACGCUUUCCAGACAUACCUGAGGCAGCACGGAGUUGAGAAAAGUGAGCUAGUACGUAACAGCAAGAAUGCAUGGCUGUACCAGGGAGAAGGAGCACAUCAGAUCCUGAGAACCCUUCGACACAGGGUGAUUAAGCUGACGAGGUUACCUCCAGAGAUUGUGGAACACAGUGAGCCACUGCAAGUGGUGAAGUAUGAACAAGGUGGACACUACCACGCCCACCAUGACAGUGGACCGAUCUACGCAGAGACCAGCUGCUUCCACACAAAACUGGUGUCGAAUGUAUCUUCUGCCUUGGAAACCUCAUGUCGGUAUGUGACGGUGCUAUUUUACCUGAACACUGUUUCUGGAGGAGGGGAGACUGCCUUUCCUGUAGCAGACAACCGGACGUACGAUGAACUGUUUUUAAUCCAGAAUGACACUGAUUUACGGGACACGCGUAAAAACUGUGACCGAGCUAACCUCCGGGUGAAGCCGGUGCAAGGCACGGCUCUCUUCUGGUACAACUACCUCUCUGACGGCGAAGGUUGGGUAGGAGAACAAGAUGAGUACUCGUUGCACGGCGGCUGCGUCGUCACCCAGGGAAACAAAUGGAUUGCGAACAACUGGAUCAAUAUUGACCCAGAUGUGCAACGUCAAGUCAAGUUCCAACAGGCGAUUUCCAAAUACACCAACGGAGAAGCUCCCGCCAAGUGGGCGAUUGAUAACAUUUAUCAGGAUCUGCAUGUCGAGCUGUGAUUCCUCCUCCUGACUGGAAUGAAUGCCUUUCAUGAAUCGAAUUUCCCAAUUUUUCCCCACUCUCCCCUUUUUAGACUAAAAACUUUGAAGGUAAAUUGCACUUAUAGAUUGUUUUUUUCACUUUGACUCGCUCCAGGUGAAGUCUUUUGCUUUCUCUCUCUUUCCCCCCCAGCUAUGGCUGUCAGCAGCACACGCUAUAUCCCAGGUUAGAAAAGCUGGACUGGAAGCGGCCUCUCACAAGGGUUGUGCCAGCGCUGAGCUGUGCUUUCUCUCUCUCUCCUCAUCUGGAAGUUCCUAGACUGUGCUCAACACUUCCCUUCAGCGCAGCCGGAGAUCACCAAUUGGGUUGUGGGGGGAAAUCAGUUCAUCAUAGACCAGGGAAUCAAACCUAAGGCUUUCAUAAACUGUAAGGCUUGCUACCAUAACACACUUGGCAAACCCACUGUGUAAGGUUGCUUGGACAGGUCUAUUUCCUUACACAGGAUAUCAUUCUCUUAAGCUUUCAGGACUUGUUUGCUCUGACAUCCACGAUUAGCAAUGCCAAUUGCUCUCAUUAUAUUACAAUGUGGUUAUUGACCAAGUGAAAAUAAUUUAUUUAACAGAUAGUAUUUUGAAAAGAUGUUUCUACCUGUGGCUCAAAAAGGCUUAGUUGCCACUGAUGUGCAGGUGUUUAAUUUUUUUACAUUUGUGUGAAAGUAUUUUUACACUGAUACAAAAGAAACAAAGUUUGUCAUUUUAUUUGGGGGGGGGGGAAAGGAAUGGGGAUAAAUCCCAAUUUUCCAAUUCUUUCCUCAUCCCCCAAAUCAGGAGCCGGUUGGCACCACAGGAUGGGGGAAGGGUUGAAGCCCCCAUCCCCUCCUUACCUGAUUGAGAAAUGAGAUUAAUUUUAAGUGAGGUCUGGACCUUUGCGUUCAAACCCAUCAGCAAUCGAUCGGGAAGCCAGUUCUCUUCUGUUGUGGCUCAUUCAGGCCCAUUCCCCUGUGUAAAACUCUUGUGUGUUUUAACACCCGACAAGAUAAAGAGUGUUUGUCUGGCAGCAAUAUUUUUAGGAGGUAUCAGAAGUGUGAAGUAUUAAAACAAAUUAAAAACAGGUAAAAUGGAUCAAGCUCCCAGAUCGCAAGCAAUAAGACUUGAAAUAUUUCCACAAAGCCCACUGCAGUGCGUAAUUAUUUUUAAAAUACGAGAUCUGAACACUUAAAAUCCUUGCUCUGACUUCACCACAGUGCUUGCAGUUAAAUCUCCUUAGAGGCUGCCUAACUUUGUCGGCAUCCUGGCUUCCUCAUCUCUGACUUGCAUGUACUCGGAGCUUACCACAGUUAAAAUGCUGUAAAUGUCAGGCCACACCUCUGUCCCUUCCCCUCAGUCCACUUUGCACUCUUUAUUACCUGAUACUGUAUUUGAGUGUGCAUUUUAUUCCAGUUAGUACCAGAAACUUUCUCUCGAAACAAGCUGAAGUAAGUGGAUUCUAAGCUCUACUGUGGGUACCUUUUGAUCAUCCCUACUGUUUAGCAUUUUUUAAAAAAAGUUUGUAUUUUAGUGCAUUUUAUUCUCUUGUUUGACUGACAGUUUGCCUGUCCAUCCCUUUCCAUGUCUGGUAAGCAUUUCCUCUUCAUCCAAGAAAUCCAGACAUAUUUGUUUUGCUGCUUUUAAGGAGGACAUGCUGUGAAUUUCCUUCUUCUGAGUUGGGACAUUACAGACUCCCAACUUUCUAACUGGUCUGUGCACCUCUAUUUCCACCCUACAUCACAUUUAAUAGGUUGGAAGUUAUAUCAACGAUGUAUGCAACUGAAUAAUGGGCCAGGCUUCUACGUUUUGAGCUUAAGAUGACAUUUGUAUCUGGAGAAUUGCAAUGAUUUACAAAUAUUGUUGGGUUAGUUAACUGUAAAAUGUCUACAUGUCACUUGUUGCUAUGUUUUGUGGUGGGUCAGACACCUGAUAAAGCUGAGUGGGAAGGGGCUGGUGAAUUUGGAUGGUCUGGCUGCAGGCGCUGCUUUGUGCUGGUGUGCAGGUGAAAACAGAUGAUGAACUCUGUUCUGGCCAUUUGUUCCCUGCGUUAUUCAAAAUCUUACAGCAGGUGAGGCAAUUCCUACAGAUUCAUUGCAUUAACUCAAGAAUUCCUUGCACAGAUAAAUCAUAAAGGACUAAGUGAAGGUAGAGGUGCAAUCACGUUGAAUUUGUUGUAGAAUGUGAGGGGGUAUUCUAAUGGAUUGCCCUCCAACUUGGCAUAUUUCCAUGUAAUGUGCUUUUGUCAAUUUUUUUUCUAAAAACUGUGCACCGUUUGCAAUUGUCAUUAUAGCACUAUUUCAGGGGUUUCAGUUGCAAAGAGCUACAUUCACUCAGUUUAUUGGUGUCUCUAUUCCCUUGGUUAUUCCAAGGAUGGACUUGACAUAUAUCUGUCACUUUAUUUUCUGAGUAUACCUGAAUCCUGAAUUUCAUCAUUUUCACAGUCUUAAAGCUGAUGUCUUAACAUUUAUGAUCAUGUACAAUUUUUUGUAAAAUUCUUCACCCCAAUUUGCAUUUAUAUGGCAUCCUUCAAGAGGGAAGCGUCUCAGAGCCCAUAUCAGUGGUGUAGUUUGACGCUUAGAUGGAAAGAGGGGGGAGGUGACUGAAUGCGCAGUUGAGAGGAAAGUCUUCA
Molecule: messenger RNA, 4072 nt
Organism: Callorhinchus milii (elephant shark)
Lineage: Eukaryota; Metazoa; Chordata; Chondrichthyes; Chimaeriformes; Callorhinchidae
Gene: p4htmb
Product: prolyl 4-hydroxylase, transmembrane b
Exons: 9
Coding region: 1-1437 (478 amino acids)
Biological process (GO): peptidyl-proline hydroxylation to 4-hydroxy-L-proline
Cellular component (GO): endoplasmic reticulum
Molecular function (GO): procollagen-proline 4-dioxygenase activity; calcium ion binding; L-ascorbic acid binding
Source: RefSeq, a predicted model, not a curated record